AUGGCCUCAAGCACAAUCCCACGUUCUGCCAUGUGCAGCCUAUCCCGUGCGACACCGUCUCUACGCUCCGCAACACCGCGCAUCGCCACGAGAUGUCUGCACCAGCAAUCAUCGCCCAUCACAGCCUCGAGACUGCAACAUAGACCAACAGCACAGCCAUGGAGCCAAAGAGUAGCAGCUCCAUCAGCGACAGUCGCGCGACGAACCAUGUUCAUCCAAACCGAGCCCACACCCAACGCCGAUGCCCUAAAGUUCAACCCCAACCAGCGCGUCCUCCCCGAAACAAUCUCCUCCCCCUUCCUCGAAUACCUGAAUCCCCGCUCCACCCUCGCGCCACCGCACCCCUCCCCGCUCGCCGCGCAACUCCUCAACAUCGACGGCGUAACCAGCGUCUUCUUCGGCGCGGAUUACAUCACCGUAACCAAAGACACAUCCACGCCCUGGUCGCACGUAAAGCCUGAAGUAUUCGCCCUCAUCAACGAAUACAUGACGUCCGGCCAACCCAUCGUCAACACCGUCGCCUCCAAACCCGGCGAGCAAGGCCAAGGCGGCCAAGAAGCAGAUUCAUUGGCCUACGACGAAAACGACGACGAAGUCAUCGGCAUGAUUAAAGAGUUGCUGGAUACCCGCGUCCGCCCCGCGAUCCAAGAAGACGGCGGCGACAUUGAGUUCCGCGGCUUCAACGACGGACAAGUCAUGUUGAAGCUGAGGGGCGCGUGCCGGACCUGCGAUUCUAGUACUGUGACGCUCAAGAACGGGAUCGAGAGCAUGUUGAUGCAUUAUAUUGAGGAGGUCAAGGGGGUUCAGCAGGUGCUGGACCAGGAGGAGGAGAUUGCGUUGCAGGAGUUUGCCAAGUUUGAGGAGAAGCUUAGGCAGCAGAAGGGGCCUGAGGCGACGAAGGGGACUGUGGGGAAGGGAAGUCUGGAUUAUGUUGAGUAG
Molecule: messenger RNA, 939 nt
Organism: Alternaria infectoria
Lineage: Eukaryota; Fungi; Ascomycota; Dothideomycetes; Pleosporales; Pleosporaceae
Exons: 2
Coding region: 1-939 (312 amino acids)
Biological process (GO): iron-sulfur cluster assembly
Cellular component (GO): mitochondrion
Molecular function (GO): iron ion binding; iron-sulfur cluster binding
Source: RefSeq, a predicted model, not a curated record